Molecule: messenger RNA, 828 nt
Organism: Onthophagus taurus
Lineage: Eukaryota; Metazoa; Arthropoda; Insecta; Coleoptera; Scarabaeidae
Product: death-associated protein 1
Biological process (GO): apoptotic signaling pathway; negative regulation of autophagy; cellular response to amino acid starvation
Molecular function (GO): death domain binding
Source: RefSeq, a predicted model, not a curated record
UUAAAAUUGCAAAACUGAUGUCGCAACGUUUGCAAAUAAUACGCAAUAAUAAAAUAUUGUUGUUUAAAAUAGAACAAAAACACUCUCUAAAUUUAUCUUAGGUUUUAUUAAAGUAGUAUAAACUUUUUGUAGAUAAUAUUGGAUCCGCGGUACGCAGCACGUAGCAGUGUUCGUCGUGUGUUGUGUUGUGAAAGGUCACACGUAAACGUGGUACAUAAUUCCGUCGCCGGAAUUUUGCUGAACGUGGCAAUUUGAGGUUGAAACGAAUAAGACUACUUAAGCCCUGUUACUAAGUGCGAUACCAUUGUCAAAAACAUGUCAAGUCCGGGCAAGAGUGAAUCCGAACUAAAAGCGGGUCAUCCUCCAGCAGUUAAAGCGGGAGGUAUGCGAAUUACUCAACAUAAAACUCAUAAGGAUCAGACGGGAUUUUCAGAAGAUAUUACCGGGUUAAAGGUCUCUGGAAGUCCACCCAAGGUAACAACAAUUUCUGGUGCUAUUCCAAGGGGAAACGCCGAUUUUCCUACUGAGGCUGUGCAAAGUUUUCAUAAGGAUAAACCACCAGCGCAACAUGCUUCUAAACCUAUUAUAAAUAUCCAACAACCAAGGAAAUAGUUGAGUUGAUAUAAAAGGGGAUAAGUCUUGCAAUUUAAAAAUUUAUUUUUUAUUAUUCAUUAAAAUAUAUGAUUAUUUUUCUUUUGUUUGCUGAGGGUAUAAGGGAUUAUAAAAACCAGGAAAAUCAAUUUUUGCUAAAAAAAACAAACCAUGUAUGCAUUUAUUAGAAUUUUAAUAAAACUUGUUAUUUAACAAAAAAUAACAUGCGCUAUUUGU